Oncorhynchus kisutch (coho salmon) is the source of this 3545-nucleotide messenger RNA. It is a transcript of the gene slc26a6.1, whose product is annotated as solute carrier family 26 member 6, tandem duplicate 1. Gene Ontology annotation, biological process: sulfate transmembrane transport. The transcript is spliced from 17 exons. Bases 249 to 2417 code for a protein of 722 amino acids. Gene Ontology annotation, cellular component: membrane. Lineage: Eukaryota; Metazoa; Chordata; Actinopteri; Salmoniformes; Salmonidae. Gene Ontology annotation, molecular function: secondary active sulfate transmembrane transporter activity. The record is from RefSeq and is a predicted model, not a curated record.
GGACAUAGUUGUGUACAGGUUUUGUCUUCACCUAGUAUUUAGUCUCCCACACACACGGUCGGGUUAUUUUUCUAUUUAAUUGCUAUGCUAUUCUUUUGCACUUUCACUCUAAUUAUAUCUAAACUGGCUCACUGAACUAUUCAUACACAAAAUAGAGAGAAAUUGGCAAAUGGAAAAUUGGCAGCAGUCAGACCGUCCUUAUAUAGCAGUACUGCAGAGUGUUCCUGCACUGUGCCUUUGACUUCGAGAUGGACAGUAUUAUUCUUAAUCCGGUCCGGCCUGAUCACACAGCCAUGCUGGACGAAGCACAGUUGGAUAUACUGGGUCAGCGGUUGGGAAAGAAGUCCCGGUCGGUUUGGGAGAGGGUGAAGGCGGAAUGCUGGUGUUCUGGUCCCAGGCUGAAGAGCUGUAUGUUGUCAUCUGUUCCUGUCCUCUCCUGGCUGCCCCACUACUCCCUCAGAGACAACGCCAUCGGAGACCUGAUUUCGGGCGUCAGUGUGGGUAUCAUGCACCUACCCGGAGGCCUGUCUAAUGCGUUGCUGGCCGGGGUGCCGCCUGUGUUUGGUCUCUACACCUCUUUCUAUCCGUCGGUCAUCUACUUCAUCUUUGGGACAUCCAGACACCUCUCAGUGGGUACUUUCGCCAUUCUCUCUAUCAUGAUUGGCACUGUGACGGGCAACGUGGAGUUGCUUAGCAACGGUGUCGAGGAGCGGGAGGGUGAUGGAGGGAUGGCUCGAGUGUGUGUGGCAGUACAACUUACCUUCCUUUGUGGCCUUAUACAGAUAGUGUUGUUCUUGAUGAGAGGAGGGGAUGUGUGUCACUGGUUGUCUCAGCCCCUGGUGAGCGGCUAUACCACGGCGGCAGCCCUUCAUAUCACCAUCUACCAGCUGCCUCUACUCUUUGGCAUCCCAACCAACAGACACAGCGGUUUCCUGGCUGUAGGCUGGACGCUGGUUGAUGUGCUGUCUAGAGUGACUAAUGCAACGCCUGGGACGCUGGUUGUCUCCGCCGUCUCCAUGGUGAUCCUGGUGGGAGGCAAGAUGCUGAAUAGACUCUUCAAGACCAAGCUACCCAUGCCCAUUCCAUGGGAGCUAGUGCUGAUAACGCUGGCCACCUUCCUGUCAGUGCAGUUGGACUUGUCAGGACAACAUGGUGUCCAGGUAGUAGGACACAUACCCACUGGCUUGUCUCCCCCAGCCCUCCCCUCUCUAGCCCAGGCCAAACAGCUGUUUGGUCCUGCUCUGUCCCUGGCUGUGGUGGGCUUUGGCUUUACCUCCUCCAUGGGCAGAAUGUUUGCACACAGACAUGAUUACGCCAUAGACAGCAACCAGGACCUGUUGGCGAUAGGACUCUGCAACACAAUUGGAGGGAUGUUCCACUGUUUUGCCGUCAGCUGCUCGUUGUCACGCAGUACGGUCCAAGAAAGUAUUGGGGUGAAAACUCAGGCGGCUGGGCUUCUCUCUGCUCUGAUGAUGCUCACCAUCUUGCUGAAGAUUGGACAUCUCUUUGAGCAGCUGCCAAUAGUACUCAAGUCAUUUAUGACACCUUCUACAUUCCCUUCUCUAACACUGAAAUCAGAUGUUUUGUCUGUGUUUGCGUUCAUUUGUUUGUUUUGGUGUUCAUAUGCUUCUGUUUCAUUCUCUGCCUUUGUGUUUGUCAGUGUUUAUACUUGUUGCUCUGUCUCUAUGUGUGUGUGUGUGUUACAGGCAGUGUUAGCAGUGGUCAUUGUGGUAAAUCUGCAAGGGAUUCUGGGUCAGUUUCGGGAAGUCCCAGUGCUCUGGGCAUCUGACCGUUUGGACCUGCUGGUGUGGGUGUUCACCCUGAUCUUCACCCUGAUUUUCAACCUGGAUCUUGGCCUGGCUGCUGCUCUGGCCCUCUCUCUGAUCACUGUCGUCUACAGGACUCAACUCUCCCACAGUGCAGUGCUGGGUCAUAUUCCUGGGACGGACUGCUACAGGGACCUACGUCUCUAUGCUGAGGCCAGGUCGGUUCCUGGAGUUACUGUAUUCUCCUGCUCCAACCCGCUGUACUUUGCAAAUGCUGAGCUGUUCUUCAGCUCUCUCAGAAAGUCUGUGCAGCGUGUCCAACUGGAGAAUGCAGCCCUCAUUGAGGACCAGCCCUUACCUCAAAUGCAAGGCACAAGGCACUGUCUGGUGCUAGAAUUUAGCUCAGUCAUCUUCAUGGACUCUAUGUCAAUCAAAGCACUAUGUAAGGUUGUGGAGGAAAUGGAGGAGCAGGGGGUCAGUGUGUUUCUGGCUGCUUGCCCAGACAGGCUGGUGAUCAAGCUGCAGGCCCAGGGCUUCGUCCCAAACACUCUGUCCAGGUCCUGCCUCUUCCCGUCAGUGCACCACGCUGUCCAACACUGCCAGAUAUCGCCUCCCAUGGCUGACCACAACACAGAGCUGAGUGAGUGUUGAUGUGCAGCCUGCAGCUCAUGGAGUGGAUGGGAAAACGCCACCAUGGAAUUCCUGCCUCAAUCAGAAUACGCAGUAGACUGAACUCCCAGCUCAAGCUGGCGUCGGCGAUAGGACGAUGAAAAUGCUUUCCUUUUGAGCUCCUUCGCCAACGCUGGUGGUUCAACGUCUUCUUUUGAGCUAUGAAAAGACAGCAGAUGGAUUGGAGCCAGCCGGAGUCCGUCUGUCUGUCUGUCUGUCUGUCUGCCUCUGUCAGUGUGCCUGUCUUCCGAUCUCUUCCGAAACAUGUCCAGGUCCAACCACCCCCUACGCCAUGAUUAGGGGUGUCUGUGGGGGUUUAAUGGUUGGGCGUCGCUCCUGCACCUCCUCCAAUGAGAUCAGACACUCAUGGGAAGUGUGUGAGCUCGGCUGAUGUCAAUCAAAUCAAAUUGUAUUAGUCACAUGUGCCGGAUACAACAGCUGUAGACCUUACAGUGAAAUGCUUACUUACGAGCCUCUAACCAACAGCACAGUUUAAAAACAUACGAGAUAGAAGUAACAAGUAAUUAAAGAGCAGCAGUAAAAAAAAAAUAUAUAUAUAUAUAUACAGGGGGGUGCCGGUACAGAGUCAAUGUGCGGUGUCACCGGUUAGUUGAGGUAGUAUGUGCAUGUAGGUAGAGUUAAUUAAAGUGACUAUGCAUAGAUAGUCUUAUGACUUGGGGGCAGAAGCUGUUUAGAAGCCUCUUGGACCUAGACUUGCCGCUCCGGUACCGCUUGCCAUGUGGCAGCAGAGAGAACACCCAGACAGAAUUGACUGUCAUUCGUUGUUUGUAUCAUCGUUUCAAUUUCCAUUGCAGGCCAACUGUACUACUGGCAUUGCCUGGGUGGGUUUGUGCUACACAGAAAUAAAUAAGGACCGAACUGACUCGCCCUCUUGUCACAAUGUAGUUCAGGAGGGCACAUUUGGAUGCUUUUCUCAACCUCGGUCAGUGAAAGGUUGUACAGGUUAUGACUUCAAUCCACAUGCUGAUAGCCUACUGCGGUUAUGUUGUUGAACUACGAGACCAUACUGUCAGGUCUUUCAUUCUGCUGUGUGUUUUAGAAGAAAUGGAAACAGAAAUUGUCUCCCAUAAAAGCUUUAUUGAAGCAAUA